GUGCGCGCUCCCUGGGAGCACACAGCACCGCGAUCCACAGUGAAACACCGAUCGUCGGACGGGACGUCUGUACGAGGUCCCGAUCAUGUGAUCACUGAUUGGCCAAGUGAUCACAUGCAAAGUAGUAAGCACGAUGCUGUAAAAGCAAUCAUUUCUCUUUCUCUCUGGCUGCAUUCCUCAGGCCAUUGAGAAAUACUGUGAGAGCUGUGAUUGGUCACACAGUACAAGACUUUUGUGAAUGGCCCUGUACCAUGUGAUCUCUGUGAUCAUUCUUAGAU
This is a messenger RNA of Staurois parvus, 278 nucleotides long. The record is from the annotation of a GenBank genome assembly. NCBI's taxonomy places the organism in Eukaryota, Metazoa, Chordata, Amphibia, Anura, Ranidae.